UUCAGUGAUGACAAAUUGAAUAAAAACAAAAUAAAGGGAGAAGCGCAUCUGAAGAUCAAAGCACAAGUCAGUUAACGAAGUAAGAGAAGAGGAAGAUGAAGGCGUUAGGGUAUUGGCUGAUGGUGGUUGGUUCGCUGAGAUUAGCUUCGGUUUGGUUCGGUUUCUUCAACAUUUGGGCUCUUCGUCUCGCCGUCUUCUCCCAGACCACCAUGAGUGAAGUACAUGGACGUACGUUCGGAGUAUGGACCCUCUUGACCUGCACUCUCUGCUUUCUUUGUGCAUUCAACCCCGAAAACAAACCGUUAUACUUGGCUACGUUUCUCUCAUUCAUCUACGCCUUAGGCCAUUUUCUGACUGAGUACCUCUUCUACCAUACAAUGACCGUCGCCAAUCUCUCAACCGUGGCCUUCUUCGCAGGCACGUCGAUUGUGUGGAUGCUCUGGGAGUGGAGUUCCCUUGAACAACCGCACUCCAAACUUUCUUGAUUUUUUUUUCUUUUCAAGAAGACAUGUAACUGAUUCUUUCUUCUUUGAAACCUUUUUUAAGUUGGAAUCAUCUCCGGCUUUUUGCUCGGAUUCCUAGAGCUGUUGUGAUCUAUAUUUCAUCUUCCCAUCUUUGAUAGUCUCAAGGAGAGUUGUAGGACUUGUUAUCUUCUAAUAAACUAUGACUCGAAUUUGUCAAUCAUUUAUUGUAUGACAUCUGCUACAGCUGAA
This is a messenger RNA of Brassica oleracea var. oleracea, 713 nucleotides long. RefSeq names its product ergosterol biosynthetic protein 28. The record is from RefSeq and is a predicted model, not a curated record. Gene Ontology annotation, molecular function: protein-macromolecule adaptor activity. NCBI's taxonomy places the organism in Eukaryota, Viridiplantae, Streptophyta, Magnoliopsida, Brassicales, Brassicaceae. Gene Ontology annotation, cellular component: endoplasmic reticulum; membrane. Bases 96 to 485 code for a protein of 129 amino acids. The transcript has 3 exons.